Messenger RNA from Aureobasidium subglaciale EXF-2481, 4118 nucleotides. RefSeq lists its product as uncharacterized. The record is from RefSeq and is a predicted model, not a curated record. The coding region runs from base 133 to 3999 and encodes 1288 amino acids. Gene Ontology annotation, cellular component: Set3 complex. The transcript is spliced from 4 exons. Gene Ontology annotation, biological process: regulation of transcription by RNA polymerase II. Lineage: Eukaryota; Fungi; Ascomycota; Dothideomycetes; Dothideales; Saccotheciaceae.
UCGAAAAAGAAUUUAGUGUGCCCAGUCCUGAUGACGAACCUCAAUACGACCCGAUGGUCGAUGCCGAGAUCGUAACUGCUGGAUCGUCCGAAGAGGACAUCAGCGACGAGGAGGGCUCAUCUAAAAGCGCAGAUGAUUGAUCUAAACGCACGAGAGUACAGGGCAACCACGCCUCUAGAGCUUAUCGCCAGACUUGCCAAAAUCACGGCACAGGAUCUUCCUGUUGCUCAAGUUCCUAGUGCUUCAGAAGCUAAAGAAAAUAUCGUGGACGGUGUGGAAAACUCGCAGAUCUCCGCUCCAGUCAUCCCACCAGCACAUUUGAUCCCAGGGCAACAAAUUCCUUCUGCGACGCACCAAGAUGUCGAGCCCGAUCUUAUAACACCAAAGCAAGAGCAAAUCGACGAAGCAGAGACAGCCACUAUCCCACCAGUUCAAACUGCAUACAAGCAGCCAGAGCCCGAGCGAGUCGUCGAAUCUGCCGAGAUCGAUCAGGACGAGGAUGUCGAUAUGGAUGGCAGUGAUGACUUGGACUACAUCACGCCUGAGCCCAAGCGAAGUAUUGAGUCGAUCACAUUACCUUACCUGGCGAAAUCACCCCUCACUCCCCUUUCCGAUUUGGGUGCUUUCCAUGAGAAUGUUGCACGUCUGAAUGCUGCAAAGCCGGCCUUGAUCGCUCACUAUCAGUCACAGGCAGAAGAGGAAAAGUCUCUGCAAAAAGGCAUACAAGAGCAGUACCUUGAGAAAUACCGUGCUUGGAAGCUAGAGACUCAGCUUCUCGAUCGCGAACGAGCAAGCAAGGAGUCCGUGGAGAGACAGAUGUCUGUCGAGCUUGGCCUCGACAUAGAGUCAAGUCCUGUUCUCGAGAAUCCCAUCUCCGAAUCUCGUUCCAGGCUACACAAGUUCAGUAGCGAGUACGAUAUCCAGCAAGUGCUGAAACAGUCAGAAGAGACUGCUAGGCUCGAACAAGAGAAGGUUGAGCGCGAAUCUAGGCGUGCUCAGAUCGAUCUCGAAAAGGAAGCUAUUCCCCCAGAGAUGUGGGACGAGGCAUCAAAGGAGAAACGCAUCUUCAAGAACAUGAACCGCUUCAGAGAGCCCAGUUGUCUUACGGAGAUCUAUGGGUACGAGCCUGAAUUUGACACGUUCACAGAGACUGAGCACAAACGCUUUGUGGAGCUUUUUAAGGAAAGGCCCAAACAAUGGGGCGAAAUCGCUGCUCAGCUACCUGGUCGUUCAUACGCUGAUUGUAUCCACCACUACUACAAAUACAAGUGGGACGGUCGUUUCAAGGAGAAGGCCAAGCGCAAAGCUAAAGCUGGUGGGCGUCGUGGUGGCAAGACGGGUACUCGAGCAAGAGCGGCUCCGCUCAUGGCUGAUCUCAGCAAAGGGGAAGAAGACAGCUCUUCUGGACCGAUGCUUACCGAGACCGGUCGACCGAGACGUGCAGCCACUCGUACUGCUUACACCGCUGAGAAGGAUCCUGAGAUCAAGACAGCUGCUGCUUCGGCUACUGCCGCUAAGAAAGUGCUCGCACCUGGUGAGAUCGCUUCCGAGAAGCCAGCAAAGAGACGCAAGACAACUGCGGCUGGAGAGAAGCCACAAAAGAGAGGUAGACAAACACUAGUCUCGACUUCCAACUCUGUCACCUCGCCUGCUGGGAUCGAGAAGGAAGUCAUCCCUAGCAAGGAAGACCUCGUACGAGCAAAACAACUGGAAGAUGCCGCUCUCCUCGCUGGAAUAGGUGGGCAUAGGAUCAUGCCUGGUGUUCAGCCCAUCGAGUAUACGCAUGAACCCUUCCAACCUCAAGUCGCGCCAGAUAGUACGGAGCGGACUCGUGCUCCUGCGCAGACAUCUUCUAUGCAACGAUCUAGUGCGUCGAGCUACUGGUCUGUGCCAGAACAGACAGAUUUUGUCAAGUUCAUCGCCCAUUUCGGUACAGACUUCGGUGCUAUCGCCAACCACAUGGGCACGAAAACCCAGACAAUGGUCAAGAAUUAUUACCAAAGACUAGUUGAGAGUGGAAAUCGUAACGAUGUUGUUGACGCCGCCAAUGUUGCCAAUGCUCGUCGUGACCGAGGAGAGGAUAUGGGCAUUCCGCCGACACCUACUCCAAUCAACAAAAGGCGCUAUGAUAAUCCCGGACCAGCUCUUCCGAGGACAGCUUCUGGAUCGCAGGGUGAAGUUAUGGAUAUCGACCCUGUGCCUUCCUCGCAGCCGUCAACAAUUCCACAGCCUUCGUCGCAAUUCCAGCAUCAGUACAGGUUCUCCAUGGCUACGCAGCCCACUCCCGCGCCCCCUCAAAGAGCUGCUCCAACUCCGCUCCAACCACAUGGUUCUCCUGGCAUGAGCAAAGCCGGUUUGCCAUCACAGUCGCGCGCUAGCACGUCGUCUUCAGGUCCGAAGAUGGGCUUCUUCUCAGAGGCUCGUAUGGAGAGGCGUCCUACGUUGCAAUCUUCAGAACGUCCAGCGCAACAGCCGUCGCCCUCACUCAUGCACCAACAACAGCCAACGCCACCUGGACUUAUGCAUCAGAACUUGUCACACCUGACCUCAGAAUUUGUCAAGAACCUUAAGGAGGAACAAGAACGCGCGCUAUCAAUUCAAAAGCGUGCUUCUCAGGAGCAUGUACCACAAGUCGUUCAGCAUUCAAUGUACCAGCCACUCGCUGCUCAGACAUCUGCACCUACUGGAAGUCCACAAUUAUCCAUGCUGGACAGACCUAUGGAAAGAGAAGAGCGUUCUGGCACCCCAGGUAUGCCUCCUCUCGCACACCCUCGCGCCGGUCCUGCUAUGUUCAGAAACAUUUUGGGCUCUCCUGGACCGAUUCAAUCUCCUGCCAUCACGAUGCAUCCACCAUUCAGAUCAGCUCAAGUACCGUCGCCUCCAAAGCAAGAGCAGCCGCUUUACAGGCCUGGCUCCGUACCAGCACCGUCGCCUGCUGCAUCGGUCGUCAAGCCAGCCAUGUCUCUGACUGCAGGGCCUCCUACUGAGCCACGUAAGACGUCAAACUUGGCCUCUCUCCUUAAUUCUGAGCCAGAAGAGCCUCGCCAGAAGAAGAGAGUCAAUGAACAGGGAGCUACACCACUCGCACAAUCGCCCACACCUUCAACACUGAGCGUGGCGCCAUCUGGACCGAGCUCAACAAUUUUCCCUCCCAGAAGAGAGGUGUUCAAUCAGACACCCGUGUCUAGACAAGAGUAUGAAGGGCGUUCGAUGUACAACCAGCCCACAUCUCAUGCGCCCACGUCCGCAGCCCAGCACGAGCUCAUGACUGGCAGAUCAGGCACGCCACUUGGCUCAAGACAACCUGAGUGGCAGUCACGACCACCGAUGGGUCAGAAUCUGGCUUCUAGCUCACCUCACCCACCCGCGCCUCUCGAGCGUGAUGUCCGCCCAUAUUUCUCGCAUCGCGCCAACUUGGGCAAUUUGAACCCGCAGUCAAGAACAAAUCCAUCGCCGCCGCCAGGCGCUCAUCCUUACAUGAACCACUCGCGGACGCCCUCGAUUGGCGGCCGUCCCAUGACACCAAGUCAGUUGCAAUCUCAGGGUCCAGCUGGCAUGUCACACAUGGCCCAAGCUCAGCCGCAACUCAUGCAGGGCAACCCAUACUCGCAGGGGCACGGUGGUCCGUCGCACAUGCAGCAGCAAAUGCAAACUCAUCAGCAGAACCAGUAUGGCCACCGUCAUAACAGCUCCGGUGGUUCGUCACAUGGAGGCCUUCAUCAGAGACAACCAAGUCGUGGUGAAGAGAUGAGCAUGCUAAGACAACACAGCAGCAACAACAACAGCAACAACAGCAGCAGGAACAGCAACGUUAUGCUCAACACCGUACACCACAACCGUACCCGCAGCAGCCUUUGCCAGGAGCACCGCCUCCUGCACUCUCAUUGCGGGAACAAGCUCGCAUCGAGGCCGAACAAAGUUACCGCGAUGCUAGACACAGGGACCAAUACGAACAGGAGAUGCAUAUCAGACGUAUUCAGGAAGAUGAGGAGAGGAUGAGAUAUGAAUACCGAAACCCAAGUGGUAUGAUGGGAAGAUCUUCAGCGAACGGAUAUGGAGGAGGAUUUCCACCACCUCCGCAUAGGAGAUGAACAGAGGUGACCAGAAAUUUCUCAUUU